CGAGAGCUCUGGGAUCCACGUUAUAUUUCAAUGAUCCCCUUGGCAUCAAUGGCCCGGCUCAUCCGACGUCUUUCAGUCCCACCUCCCCUCUUUGGUUUUCCUGCUCGGCCGUAUCGUGUAUCUGAGAAUCUUCAGCCUCUUAUUCUCUUCUCAUGAAAUUUUCAUAGCUUGUUUUUUCGCGGUAGGCCAUCGCACUAUGCUCGUGAGGCCAUCCCGAGUUGCAGUGGUCCUUCUGCUGAUUAUAGCCACUAUUUUGAUUCGGCGUUCCUCAGAUUCAUGUUACGAGAACCCAGGAAAUCCUUCUUCGAUACCUGUCAAACAAUUAUAUCUUAAUGACUACGGACGUCAGCAUGACCAAAAGGCUCGCGCCGAAAUUGUGGAGCCAAGCCUAAAAGCUGCGCCGAAAGUCGCCGCUGAGAAGGCCAUCGUGAUGGGAAGGCUUGCAAGAGAUGAUGUUGAUUGGGUUGCUCAGGACUUGCCAGAUUGGGAACGCUACAUAUACACCGUGGAUAACGACAAUUCAACCUUACAUACGGCUGUCAACAAAGGGAAGGAAGCGAUGCCCUACCUCACCUUCAUUAUCGACAAUUACCAAAACCUUCCGAAGACCAUGGCAUUUCUACACAGCCAUCGCGGCGGAUGGCCUGAGGCAUGGCACAAUGACGCUCCCGGCUACAUGGCAAAGAACAUGUUGGACAAGCUGAAGAUCGAUUACGUGCAGAGGAAUGGCUACGCGAAUUUGCGAUGCAUCCACAAUCCCGGUUGUCCAGGCGAAAUGCAGAUGUUCCGGCAACCUCCACAGGGAGAGCUAGAAGUAGAAGGCUAUAUGCUAGAAGUCUGGCAGCGCUUCUUCAACAGCACAGCGCCGCCUCAUAUCAUUGGGACCCCAUGCUGUGCGCAGUUUGCUGUGUCUCGAGAUCAGGUUCUGAAGCGGCCACUAGAGGACUACGUGCACUUCCGCCGAUGGCUGCUAGAAACGGAACUCAUUGACGACAUAAGCGGCCGAAUAAUGGAAUAUCUGUGGCAUAUCAUAUUCGGUAAAGAACCUGUGUACUGCCCUGGGGUUGAAGAGUGUUCGUGUCAGGUUUUCGGUAGAUGUGAUGAAUAUACAUAUAAGGCGCCGCCUACUCAGUCUUCGGACACUCGGCUCAUUGAGGAUUCAGAUCGAAGGAGAAGCCAGGAAGUGUUUCAAGGACAGAAGUAGAGAUAGAAUUCCAUCCAUCUUAGCAGAAGUUUGACGUAUCAAGAAGUUUCUCCAGUAUUGGUAGAGUUGCUAAACAUGGUCCAGUCGAUGUGUUCAGGAUGAAGAAGAAAUAUGCCACAGUGUAAAACUCCCAGGUCACGGGACUAACGUCAUGGAAUGACGCUAGCCGACUGCAGAAUAGUAUAAUAUUUUUUUAAAAUGACCUCUUACGAAUCCC
Molecule: messenger RNA, 1421 nt
Organism: Mytilinidion resinicola
Lineage: Eukaryota; Fungi; Ascomycota; Dothideomycetes; Mytilinidiales; Mytilinidiaceae
Exons: 3
Coding region: 197-1204 (335 amino acids)
Source: RefSeq, a predicted model, not a curated record